AUGGAUAUUGAUGAGAGUAGAGAAGCAUUGCUGAUAAGAGAUUUCGGUAUUGCAAAAAGAGAGGAAAAUAUCGGUUAUUAUGCUGGAUUUGUAGGGUCUGCAUUCUUGUUAGGAAGAGGUCUGACUUCUAUUCUUUGGGGAAUGAUAGCUGAUCGAUAUGGUCGUAAACCAGUCAUGCUUUUUGGCACAGUUGCAGUGGUGAUUUUCAACACAUUUUUUGGACUUAGUACAAACUAUUGGAUGGCAAUUUCAACAAGGUUUCUCCUUGGAAGUAUGUGUGGAAUACUUGGACCAAUGAGGGCAUAUGUAGCAGAAAUUUGCCGAAAAGAAUAUCAAGCUUUGGGAAUAUCAACAAUUACCACAUCUUGGGGGAUUGGAUUAGUAAUUGGUCCAGCUCUUGGAGGUUUACUUGCACAGCCUGCAGAGAAAUUCCCAGAAAUAUUUUCUAAAGAAUCUCUGUUUGGGAGGUUUCCAUACUUUCUACCUUGUUUGUUCAUAUCAAUAUUUGCUUUGGUUGCAACUUUUUUGUGCCAAUGGUUGCCGGAAACACUUCACUUUCAUACCAAAAAUGAUGAAGAGAAUGAGAAAUUUUUUGGUCCACUAGAUGCCAAUUCAAAUGGAUCUGAUCCAAAAGAAAACUUGGAAGAACAUGAGAAAAAAUGUGCUCCUAAAGAGCAGAGUCUUUACAAGAAUUGGCCUCUAAUGUCAUCUAUUAUGCUGUAUUGUGUUUUUCAACUUCAUGACAUGGCUUAUGUAGAGAUUUUUCCAUUAUGGGCUGUCAGUCCUAAGAAGUUUGGAGGACUAAGCUAUUCAAGUGAUGACAUUGGUGAAAUUCUUGCCCUUGCAGGAUUUGUUAUGCUUCUCUUUCAGAUAUUUUUGUACCCUCCCAUUGAGAGGAGUUUUGGACCUGUACACUUGGCUAGAAUUGGAGCAGUCAUCACAAUAGUUUUGCUAUCAACUUACCCUUUUAUAGCAAAACUGUCUGGACUCACACUCACACUAUUGAUUGAUCUUGCAGUUGUGCUAAAGAAUUUAGUAUCAGUCUGCAUCACUACAGGAUUGUAUCUACUGCAAAACCAAGCUGUGAGUCAAAGCCAAAGAGGAGCUGCAAAUGGCAUAUCCCUGGCUGCAAUGUCUCUAUUCAAAGCGGCCGGUCCAGCCGGUGGAGGCGCCAUAUUUGCUUGGGCACAGAAUAAUCAAAAUGCCUCAUUAUUUCUCCCUGGUACGGGAUCUAAAUCUCAUUAUUAUGACAAUUUUUUUUUCUUUUUUUCCAAAAUCUUUAUCUUCUUGUUUAUAAACUAACCAUAUUAUUUAUUAUUAGAAGUUCUAUAGAGCCCACAAAUCUCCACAUUAUACACAAUCUCCUAAUUUAAAGAUGAAAUUGGAACAUUAAUGUUUUUUAAAUAACAUCACAUGAUCUUCCCUUGAAGACUUUUUUUCAAACAUAUCUUCAUACUCAUCAAUGCAGUUGCUCAAGCCUCAUCUCCACAUUAAUAGUCUUUUAAUAAUUUGAAGAAGAAUUCAUAAC
This is a messenger RNA of Humulus lupulus (European hop), 1528 nucleotides long. Its product is annotated as protein ZINC INDUCED FACILITATOR-LIKE 1-like. The record is from RefSeq and is a predicted model, not a curated record. Gene Ontology annotation, molecular function: transmembrane transporter activity. The transcript has 15 exons. Lineage: Eukaryota; Viridiplantae; Streptophyta; Magnoliopsida; Rosales; Cannabaceae. Bases 1 to 1302 code for a protein of 433 amino acids. Gene Ontology annotation, biological process: transmembrane transport.